AUGUCCAUUAUAUGUCUAAGUUACUGCUCAGCUUUUGCCCUAAGCAGCCUAGGUCUCACCCUCCACCGCACCCACCUAAUCUCCGCCCUACUAUGCCUAGAAAGCAUAAUAUUAUCCAUAUACAUUGCCCUAUCCGUACUUCCCACCGAAAAUCAAGCAGCAUCACUCACUCUAACACCAAUUCUCAUGUUAACAUUUUCAGCUUGUGAAGCUGGCACAGGCUUAGCUAUACUAGUAGCCUCAACCCGCACCCACGGUUCUGACCACCUACAAAACUUAAACCUCCUCCAAUGCUAA
Falco peregrinus (peregrine falcon) is the source of this 297-nucleotide messenger RNA. NCBI's taxonomy places the organism in Eukaryota, Metazoa, Chordata, Aves, Falconiformes, Falconidae. The record is from the annotation of a RefSeq genome assembly.